UAAAGACAUUAGCGGAGGAACAGCAUAAUGAUCAAAGAGCAUGAGCAUCCUCAACAAUGAAGUUACGAUUUAGUCCAAAUCCUACCAUUAUUCCCUCAUUACCUUCCACCGUUUCAGUCAUUAUCCCCAACUUCACUCCACUUCCCAAUCCUUCCUUCUCCAAGAAUUUCACCACUUCAGGUCUGAGUUGUGCAGGAAGAAAGAAUUUAGUGCUCCGUGCGCAGAAUUUGGGAUAUAACGGUGAGCAACAGCUAAUUGACUUGAUGGAUUCUGAAAAGGAAGCUGUGGAACUAAACAGAAACCUUUAUCCAAAUAUCGAGCCGUAUAGUAUCGGCUUUUUGAAGGUUUCAGACAUUCACACGAUCUAUUGGGAGCAAUCCGGAAACCCGAAUGGGCAUCCAGUUGUCUUUCUUCAUGGGGGCCCAGGAGGUGGAACUGCACCAAGUAAUAGGACAUUCUUUGAUCCUGAUUUUUACCGGAUCAUUCUCUUUGAUCAGAGAGGUGCUGGGAAAAGUACACCACAUGCUUGCUUGGAAGAAAACAAGACAUGGGAUCUUGUUGAUGAUAUCGAAAAGCUUAGAGAACACUUAGAAAUUCCAGAAUGGCAGGUGUUUGGAGGGUCAUGGGGAAGUACACUUGCGCUUGCAUACAGCCAAUCACACCCAGACAAGGUCACGGGCAUGGUCCUCAGAGGCAUAUUUCUUUUGCGAAAGAAAGAGAUUGAUUGGUUUUACGAGGGUGGUGCUGCUGCCAUAUACCCUGAUGCUUGGGAGCCAUUUAGAGAUCUUAUACCAGAAAAUGAGAGGGAAAGCUUCAUCCAUGCCUAUCACAAGAGGUUAAACUCUAAUGAUAUGGAAACACAAUAUGCAGCUGCGAGAGCUUGGACCAAAUGGGAAAUGAUGACAGCCCAUCUCCUCCCUAAUGAAGAGAUCAUCAAGAAAGGUGAUGAUGACAAUUUUUCAUUGGCAUUUGCAAGAAUUGAAAAUCAUUACUUCGUGAACCAGGGAUUCUUUCCUACAGAUUCGUUCCUUUUAGAUAAUGUUGAUAAGAUAAGGCAUAUUAACACUACUAUUGUACAGGGAAGAUAUGACGUUUGCUGUCCUAUGAUGUCAGCAUGGGAUCUUCAUAAAGCAUGGCCAGAGGCAGAUUUGAAGGUUGUUCCGAAUGCUGGACAUUCUGCUAAUGAACCUGGAAUAGCUGAGGAACUUGUAGCUGCAAACGAGAUGCUGAAAAAAAGUAUCAAGAAGAAUUUACUCUGAGAGGACCGGAAUUACACAUGAGAAGACGAGUUUCCUGUAAAACGGUCUUGGAGGCUUUUAAUGCUAUGAAAUAAACGAAUCCUUGAACGA
This is a messenger RNA of Juglans microcarpa x Juglans regia, 1349 nucleotides long. Its product is annotated as proline iminopeptidase-like. The record is from RefSeq and is a predicted model, not a curated record. Bases 57 to 1259 code for a protein of 400 amino acids. NCBI's taxonomy places the organism in Eukaryota, Viridiplantae, Streptophyta, Magnoliopsida, Fagales, Juglandaceae. Gene Ontology annotation, molecular function: aminopeptidase activity. Gene Ontology annotation, biological process: proteolysis. The transcript has 11 exons. Gene Ontology annotation, cellular component: cytoplasm.